This is a messenger RNA of Zophobas morio, 6310 nucleotides long. RefSeq lists its product as uncharacterized. Gene Ontology annotation, cellular component: kinetochore microtubule; RZZ complex; cytoplasm. The transcript has 20 exons. Lineage: Eukaryota; Metazoa; Arthropoda; Insecta; Coleoptera; Tenebrionidae. Gene Ontology annotation, molecular function: small GTPase binding. The coding region runs from base 288 to 6221 and encodes 1977 amino acids. The record is from RefSeq and is a predicted model, not a curated record. Gene Ontology annotation, biological process: protein localization to kinetochore involved in kinetochore assembly; mitotic spindle assembly checkpoint signaling; mitotic sister chromatid segregation.
UCUUGUUUCAUAACCUAGAAAAUGACGUCACAUUGGCGUUGGGGAUUUUCGUGUUUCGCGAUUUUGUGGCCUUCCUGCACGAGCAACAACCAAUCAGGAAUCAGUAUUCAAAAAAUGGUUCGAAUGUUGACUGGUUGACAGUUUAAAACUUUAAUAAAAGGGGUAAAAACUUGUCUCAGUUAUGGUAAAAAUGAAUAAAAAAGAGUAGAAAUCGAAUUAAUUAGUGACAAGAACGUGAAUAAUAGUGUGAAACUAAACUCUAGAACAGUACCCCCUUGUGGAAAACAAUGGUUGAUUUUGAACGAAUCGAGACAUACAAUGCCGCGGACGAAACUAUCAAUUUCGGCUCGCGGGUUUUGUCAGACGACACCAGUUUGCGCGAAAUUACAACCUUGGCUUCCAUUCCUGUUUCGGAUCAAGGACGGACGCGCCCCCACAUUAACGCUGUCACGCAAGGAAGCAUUUACUUGAGUGUCAAUACUUCGUUCGGGAUUUUUAAAGACAGGGAGUGCUCCAAUGUUGUCUUUAACGCGACAUUUCAGUCCAUAGUGGACUCGUUUUGCGUUUGUCCGCAGAAAAAUUUCUUGCUGAUAUGUCUGAGGGACGGAAACGUCCACUUGUUGGAUUGUAAUCACGAGUUCAACUGCGUUUUCAGCGGAUCUUGUGAACGCGACGAUGACGGCGAUAGGUUUUUUAUUAAUGCGUUCGUGGAUAAGGGGUGUUUUUUGGUUGUCACUAAAACAGGGGAGGUCCAUAGGGUGACUUUUGACGGGUGUUUUGGAAUGGAGUGUGUCCAUAAAUUUAAUUUCAAAACAAAAAUUGCCUCAAUUGAGUACCCAUUUUUGGUGGUGAGCGGUACGGAAUUGGCGAUUUUGAACACCGAAAAUGAGAGUGUUGAGUUUGAUGGGGGCUGGGAGUUCAAAAAAAUGUUUCCUCUUACUCAUAUGUUUCUGGCUUUGGAUUUUGAGGGUGGCUUAUUUAAAAUCUGCGCCGUCACUUUGCUCGUUUUUCCAUUGGGUAAUUGUUGUAAGAUUGACGACAUGGAAGUGUUGUCUGACGGCAACCAAAAACAGAUAAUUGCUGUGACAAAAGACGACGAAUCGCAGCAGAGUUACAUCCAGCUACUUUCCUACCCUAAUUUAGACCAACUAUUCUCAAUUCAAGUUUCAAACCACAUUCAUUUAAUUUCUUUGGAUUCGCUGAAUGAAGAGAUUUUGUAUAUUUCGAAAGUUACGUCAGGCGAAACUGUCACCCAGUUGCGUCUUCAAGUGAUUAACGAAACCGAGCCGGAGCAGAGGCUCGAGCGACUGCUGAAAAAACGCAAGUAUGACGAGGCGGAAAUUUUCGCCCAGCUUUUUACCCUGGAUAAGGCGCUAAUCCAGAAAGCUCGGGCCCGUGAAAUCACGGAAACGCCCAACUGUACGUCGGAAGACGUCUACAAAUUGAUUCGUUUAUUGGAGACGAUCGACGACGACGAGUUUAGACUUCUGUGUUGUUCAGAUAGCGAGUUUUUUUGUAGUAGUUUGGGUGAUGUGGAAAAAAUUUUAACGUACGGGUGCCAACUUGAGUUGAAACAUAAUGGUACGCAAUUGGGUGCCCAGGAGCUUCAGAAGACGAUCGCUGCGACCAUGUGGAGGUUUCAAACUUUUGUUACUGUUAACAGAAACCAGGGUAAAGCGUUGCAGGCGUGGGAGAAGUUCUCUGAGUGCGAUCUAAUACAAGAAGUGAAGCUGUUGUUGAAAAACCAUUGUAUAGAAGACGCGAAGAUUAUUUACAGCCGCCUUGACGCUCAAACGAGGAAAGAGUUGACGGAUUCGGACGUUUCCGACAUUCUUAACGUCCUCAACCACAUCUCUAUAGCGACGUACGAGCCGUUUCUGCCAAUAUUCAUCUCCAUUACUCUAUCCGCUCUCCCGUCGAGCUUCCCGUUAUUCCUCAAAUGGACCCACAGCCGCGUUUUCUACUUAGAAAAUCGCGGAAAAGCCAAUUUCCCCGAUAACGCGAUCCGCUUCACUGAAAACAUAGUCGAAUUGAUGCGUCUGACCAACUCUGCAGACAUUUCCUUCCAAAGACAGUGCAUCCUACACCAGGAGGCCCUCUCCAACCUAUCAGUUCUCACCCCAACUCUCAAAACCCUCAAAACGCUCAAAACCGACUACAGAAUUGACAUUCCACUGGCGGAUUGUUUAUCAGGACCCCAGAACGUCGUCCGCCUUCUCCUCAACGUCGAAAUGUGCGCCGACGACUACGACGUCUUCCUCAAACGCUUCUUGUGGCCGUACAUGGUGGAGAACCACAUGCAGCCCAACGAGAUUUUUCUCGCAGAGAUCGAGGAGCUGGUGAAAUACGAAGAGUCGUAUUGGGGCACGCUGAUCGAGUCGAUUUUGAACUGUAUUAGCUCGGUUCGGGUCAGGCUGGAGGCCGUGAAGUGCGUUCUGAACGAGGCGAAGGCGCCGUGGAGCGACACCGUGCGGAAGAUCGCCGAGGAAGCGGCCACGAGCUCGCAUCCGCUGGCGGCGGAAAUUAAAGAGCUGAUUCUUGCGGAGCCGAUCCAGGUGGUGCUGAUGAGGCCGAAUUAUCUGAUCAGAGAGCGCAAGGUCGGGAGGGGUGAUCUGAAGUUUGUGCUGAAUAGGAUUGUGUAUUGCAACGAGCCGACGAUGGUGGAGGAUGUGUAUCUGUUGUGUGGGGAGGAGAAGCACGUGGGGAAUAUGUUGCUGGUGAACCACUUUAUCAGGAAAGGGUGUUUUGAAAAAGCCAUAAAUUUAUUGGACAAUAAUACCCCCGAAGAGGUCUUCAACUGUGCACAGGAGCUAGCUACAAUGGUAGAAACAGUUGUUAAUGAUGCGGUGAAUCUACCCUCCGACCUCAUCGACAACUACUACGAAGUAGCAGGUUGCGUUUUCCGUCGAUUAAACGACAACGAAACUAACGACUUCUACCGCACUUGCCACAACGCCACCCUCACCCAAAUCCGAAACGUCUACAACUUACGUAAACACUUCAACGUUAAAACCACGACCCACGACCUCUGCAACCCCGCCACCAGAAACCACCUCCUGGAGGAGCUCUUCGACGCUGCCAUCCGCGACUUCAGCAGCGGUAAACGCACGCUCGAUCAAGUCUUUGCCGUCUGCCAGAAGCUGUCGCUUUAUCUGGGCAUCGACCACAUCGAGUUCACCAAGAAGCUGUGCGAGAAGACAGCCGACUACGGCGUGAUUCUCAAAGCCGCGCAACGCGUCGGGGACUCGGACGCUUCCGCCAAAGACCUGUGCUCGAUGGCCGCGUUGCUGCUGAAGUACUCCGGAACGUACAAAGUCAAGCUGCUUGACGAUAGUUUCGACUCCGAGAGCAUGGAGGUGGUAGGUGAUGAGGUGUUCCUGGAGGGGAUGAAGUUGGCGCGGGAGUUGAUGGGGAAGGCGACGUGCAACGCGAAGGUGGACGAGGAGGCGACGUGCAUGGAGCUGGGGAGGUGGGUGCAGACGAGCUCCUCGUUCACGAGGAGUGGCGAUUCCGAGCUGAAGAAGAAGCUAUUCGGGGAUGUUUUCGACGUGGCGUCGGUACCGCCCGGGUUUUUGACGUUUUCGACGAUCAGGAACGUGUUCGUGGGGUUCUCCAGGUACUUGUCGGGGUUGAAUAACCCAGGCGGUGUUGAUUUAGUCGCGGAACCGCCUUUAACCGAAGAAGACUUCUUCAAGGAGCUGAAACUCCUGCCGCCGAUUCUUGAAAACUUGAGCAAAGAAGGUCAACACUUCACUUCGUAUAAUAUCGUGCAGACGCUUCAAGACUGCAUGAUGCAAGUGCCGAAUCCGAACGCCGCCACUUUGAAGUUCUUGAACGACGUGUUGAAGAAGAAGUGCGUCCCCAAGGUGUUGGCGUCCAUUUUGAGCAACAACGUCGUGGAUGAGAAUCUGUUGUACGGGCUGUUGUUGUUGUGUGACCGCGACGACGCCGCCAAGUUCGUCGUGAACAGCUGGAAGAUGUACAAAAGACACCCGAAGAAGUUCGCUUGUAUCACCAGGAUCGGUCUCAAGUUGUGGGAUUAUCACAAGAUUUCGCAAGGGAAGUCGGAGAUGCUCAAGUCUUUGACCAUUAUCAAGUGGUGGAAGAAAUUCGAAGGAAAAAAGUUGGAUUAUGAUGUUUUCUUCAAGAUGAAGUCUGAAGAGCGGUUCGAGUUGCUGGUAAAUUCGGACUGUUUGGAUGUCGGUACGGUGAAAGAGUACUGUCACGAUUUUAAGCUGGAGGUGAUGUCGUCGUAUAAGUUGUUUUUGAUGAAUGUCUUGGUUAAUUGGAAACCCGAGUACGAGAUCUCGAGCGAAACCCACGCCGGCUCCCGCAAACACCUAGUGGUGAAAAACAGCGAAGCCGACCUCCUCCAGAAGUGCCACGACGUCAUCAACCUCCUCGACCGCGAACACGUCCUCCACAUCGUGAUGACUCUCUGGAAAUCCGUCAACACCUACUACUACGAAGUCUUCCUCGCCAUGCUGGACAUCCUCUCCCGCAUCAACUCCGACCAAGAGAACGACGCCAAACGGAUGCUGCUCAUCUUCCUCAAGGACUACCAGCGAGUGAGCAAACCGAGCGAGACCGAAAUCGAGCACUGGUUCACGAACUACCCCGACACCCAGUCGAUCGACGUCCUCUCCGAGUUCCGACUCUCCUUCAGUCCGCUGCUCUUCACCGACCAGAUCUUCAACAUCAUCCGGCCCGAGAUCAACCUGGCGACGUACAAGAGGUGGUUCGACGCCAUCGACAUCCUCAAGCCGUACCUCACCAAAAACACGAUCUGUUCGUUCGUGAUGAAGGACGUAGUGGCCAGCGGGGUGUUGAGCAGGCCCGCCACGAAGGAGUGGGUUCUGUGCUCGAAGCACGACGAUCUGUUCAAGGAAAUCGACGAGUGCGUGAUGAAUAUCUCGGAUUUGGAGUUGGCCACGUCGGUGAUGUACCAUCUGAUGACGCACACGCCCAACGGGGCGGAUCAGGUCGCGGCGGCGAAGCUGUGUUAUAACUAUGCUGUGGAGUACAAGAGGCUCAAUCCGGAGUCCAGCGAUGUGGAAAAAGCGGUGAUUAAGGUGACGAAGAAAUACUACGCCUGCUGCGGCAUGCACAUUUUGCACACUUACAAACUCGCCGAACCUAAGUAUAUAAAUUUACUCUCUGACCCGAAAGAACUGAUUUUGGCCCUGUUCCUGGACGAACGAAUUUUGAACAACGGUUUGGAGUUCGGUUGCCCGGAAAUACACACGGCAACUGAGGCUUUAGCCGCUUUGUUUAACUUGGAUAUAAAAAAAAUUCGGCACGAAUUAAUCCAUAGUUCGUUGGGUCAUGAAGACAUUUUAAGUUCGCCAUUAAAUUUUGAUUCUUCCAUAGUAUACACGAACGGAGCUUGCACCGACGACGAGAACUUGGACAGAAUUGCGUAUAUUUGCUGCAACGAUGACCUGAAAUACUGGCAAGUGCGACUUUAUAAUUUGGGCACAGGAACGGAAACUGAGGAGCAGUUGAGCGUUCACUGCAAGGCGCGAGCUUUGAAAGUGUUAGCCAUGAUUUCCGACAGCGAUACGAUCGUUAACUUAACGGAAUGCACAUAUGACGAAUUUAUAAAUUUCAUUGAUAAACUCACGGUGGUCAGUAAUUUGGAGUAUUUGGGCAUCAGUUUGGAUGUUGCGGCUCUGCAUGAGUACAACAAGAAAGAGUUGCUUAAUCGCUUGGUACGAAGAUCUGGGAGUAUAUUAGGGAUAAAAACUAUGGCGUUAAUAUGUAUGACCUUCUCGAUCGACGACGUCAAAGUUUGGGAGUUCAUUGUGAACAACGCAGUCGCGUUCUCUUUGUUCGUCGAAUUAAAAACCUACCUCAAUUUCUUAAAAAAAGGUAGCUACCAAAAUGAGAACUUCUACGUAAAGGGUUGGCAAAAGUUGGUUGAUCAUUCUUUUGCUCACUUAAGCAGUUCAAACCAUGAUGAUGUACUCCUCACCGUUUUUUUAACAAUUCAGUCGUGCCCUGUUUUGUUUUCGCUAAAUUUGGAUAACGCGUUUAGGAGAUGCAUGGAUAACAACAAACCCGAGUUUGCAGCGGUGUUGUUGCAGUACUUGGACGGCGCUAGAAGGGACGAGUACGUCGCACAAAUUCGUCACGCAAAAGGAAAUUUAGGCGAAAAGUUGGCUGCUUUGGAACGAAAGGGGCUGUGGGGCAUCUCCUACGUGAAAACCAUCCUGGGGUAACUAUGUUUGAACGAAAACUCGAUUUGAACAAGAAUAUUUAUGGAUUACGAGAGUCUUUCACGUGCGAAGUAUGUUUGAUUAAAAAAAUA